AUGGAGAAAGGGCUUGGUGAAGCAAUUAAGCUUGUAUUCCCUAAUGCCGAGCACAGAAUAUGUAUGAGGCACCUUUGGAAAAAUAUAAAAAAGCAUUUUCGUUGUGAUGAUGGUCAAAUUUUACAGAAGUUGAUUUGGUCUGCUGCAAAUUGCUACAACAUACAUGAGUAUGAUUCAAAGUUAGAACAAUUAUUGCUCAUUAGCCCACAAGUCCAUUCAUACCUAACGUCUUUAACAUGCAAGUGGUCUAAAGCUACUUUCUCGAAGGCUAUUAAAAAUCACUACAACACAAAUAACAUGGCUGAAUCCUUCAAUUCGUGGAUAGAGGAGGCAAGGAGCAAGCCCGUUGUUGAUUUGAUCGACAUUAUACGAGGUAUGUUGAUGGAACAACGGUCUCACCGGAAGUUAAAUUCUAAUUCUUGGAAGAACCCUCUUGUUCCAUGUGUGGAGGAGUAUAUUAGAGAUGUAACAACUAGAAAAGAGCAUUUUAUUAUACGUCAGUCUACUCCAACAAAAGCUGAAGUUGAAGGAAUAAAGGAUCGUCACGAAGUCGACAUAGAGAGUCAUAUGUGUACUUGUGGAUUUUGGCAGUUAUCUGGGCUUCCUUGUGUGUUUGCAUUGAUGGAUUCCUAG
Messenger RNA from Dendrobium catenatum, 633 nucleotides. RefSeq lists its product as uncharacterized. Bases 1 to 633 code for a protein of 210 amino acids. The record is from RefSeq and is a predicted model, not a curated record. NCBI's taxonomy places the organism in Eukaryota, Viridiplantae, Streptophyta, Magnoliopsida, Asparagales, Orchidaceae. Gene Ontology annotation, molecular function: zinc ion binding; DNA binding; transposase activity. Gene Ontology annotation, biological process: DNA transposition. The transcript has a single exon.